AAGCUGCUUGUGCUGUUCUCUGCUUUAAUAUCUCGGUCUCUUCUUUCUUUAUAGCCAUGUUACUGAAGAUCACCUUGUCUUCUGGAAGUAGAAGCGCCGUGAACAGAUGAAUCUCUUCAGCCAAACGUUCCUCCCGUAGAGGCCUCUCAUGGAGCACGAGAGCAGGGAGGAGAUGGACUCCAAAGAGGAAAGUCCUCAGGUGUGGGCUGACUCUGCUGAGCAGGAGCAGAAUUCUGCUCAGGUGCACUUUGUCCCCGAGGGGGGGACAGUGGCCCAGAUCGUGUACAGCGAUGACCAGGACCGUCCCUCGCAGCAAGUGGUCUACACGGCAGAUGGCACCUCCUACACCUCCGUGGACACCUCGGAGCACACGCUGGUUUACAUCCACCCCGUGGAAGCUACGCAGACUCUGUUUACAGAUCCGUCCCAAGUGGCUUACGUCCAGCAAGAUGCCACCACCCAGCAGGUAACCGUGCUCUUGCCUGCUGCUGCCCAGGGCAUGAAUCCCAGCACCCUGCCCGUGCUCGGCAACGUUGCCCAAUCCCCCCAGCAAGUGGCUCUGGAGCAGGGGCCACGAGCAGAUAGAGCAUCACUACCGGUGCAUAACCAGGUGUUACCUCCUAUGGAGGCAGUGGAUGGUUCUGACCCUCUAGCACCUUUGCAGAAUCAGAUGGGAAGGAUGGAAACGAAAGAGGAGGACGAGGAAGAUGAAGAUGAGGAUGAAGAGGGGGAAGACACUGACAUGGAUGAAUGGGAUCCGGAUCCACCUCGACCUUUUGAUCCCAACGAUCUCUGGUGUGAGGAGUGCAACAACGCGCAUCCCUCCGUGUGUCCCAAACACGGACCCCUGCAUCCCAUCCCGAACCGGCCCGUGCUGACGAGGGCGAGGGCCAGCCUGCCCCUGGUGCUCUACAUAGACAGGUUCCUGGGAGGGGUCUUCUCCAAAAGGCGCAUCCCGAAGCGCACGCAGUUUGGACCCGUGGAAGGACCCCUGGUCAGGCAAACGGAGCUCAAAGACUGCUACAUCCACUUGAAGGUGUCUCUUGAUAAGGGUGACAGAAAAGACAGAGACUUGCAGGAAGACCUGUGGUUUGAACUUUCUAGCGAGGCUCUCUGCAACUGGAUGAUGUUCGUGCGCCCAGCUCAGAACCACCUGGAGCAGAACCUGGUAGCCUAUCAGUACGGCCACCAUAUUUAUUACACAACCAUCAAAAACGUGGAGCCCAAGCAGGAGCUCAAGGUGUGGUACGCUGCCUCUUACGCAGAGUUUGUGAACCAGAAGAUCCAUGACAUAUCUGAAGAGGAAAGGAAGGUUCUCAGAGAGCAAGAAAAGAACUGGCCGUGUUACGAGUGCAAUCGGCGUUUCAUGAGCUCGGAGCAGCUCCAGCAGCACCUCAACUCCCACGAUGAGAAGCUGGACUUCUUUAGCAGAGCCAGAGGCAGAGGCCGUGGGCGAGGGAAGAGGAGGUUUGGACCAGGCAGACGCCCGGGGCGCCCGCCCAAGUUCAUGCGCAUGGAAAUAAGCAGUGAAAACGGUGAAAAGUGUGAAGAAGGGACGCAGGACUUGCUGCAUUUUUCCAGCAAGGGGCAGUUUGAUGAGGCCGGACAAACUCCGCUGAAUGGGCUGGAGCCGCAGGAGGAGACUCCGGCGCUGUCGGAGGCGCAGCCGGCCCUGGAUCAGCACACGGAAACGCACCCGGCGCCCAUGCAGCCGCAGCACGAGGAGAGCGCGGUGCCCACGCAGAGCACCAUGACAGCAGAUGACAUGAGGCGAGCCAAGCGCAUCAGG
Tinamus guttatus (white-throated tinamou) is the source of this 1789-nucleotide messenger RNA. Lineage: Eukaryota; Metazoa; Chordata; Aves; Tinamiformes; Tinamidae. The record is from RefSeq and is a predicted model, not a curated record.